AUGCAACCUACUCAUGAGCUGAGAGUUAUCAGCAGAGGAACAAACCUUAAUCAAAACCACCUCCUGCAGCACUAUCCCAUGAUUAUAGAAGGGUAUGGCCCCCUCAUAGCAUAUAGUACACGAUCUGUCAAGAGGGCAAUUAGGGAAUACUCACAAAUGAGAGUUGAAAAUUCAACAACGACAACAGCAACAGCAACAGCAACAACUCUCCUUCAGUAUGACAAUCCCUCUGCUGGUUGGCCAAUUGACCAAGAAGGUAGUAAUGUUGGUACUGAUUCUGACAUUGAGUUCUGGGGGCCUUUGAGGAACAGAACAAUUGUUGAUAGUUUUGGAGGCAUUUCUUGUCUUCCAGAGCUUCUUCAAAAGUUCUACGAAUCAAAGGGAGAAGAGUGUAGUAUGAUUGAAGCAGCCAUUAAAACAAGCCAUAAGGCAUUUGUAAAUGGUUGUGUUAUUGACUCUACACUCGACCAUAAUUGUGUAAGAGAGGCACAUAACGUCAGACUUCAGGUUCAGGCUGAUGAGAACCGCAACAUUGGGCAGAGCUACUCUCCAAUAUAUAAGGAUUUCUUUGGGAAGAUCGUCAUUUUCUUUGAGCACAAGAUCAAUAACAAGAGGUGGCUGCUUGUCCUUGUCAAUGUUUAUGCAGUUCGUUUGGUAAAUAGUAUACCAGUCAUCAACAAUAGGCAAAUGAAGCCAAUGGUAGUUCACCUGGCAGAUGUCAAAGAAUUAGUUGGUUUGGUGAAGUCGGACGCGACUAUAAACACAAUAACAACAACAGCAACAACAGCAACAACAUAUGUAGUGUGGCCAGAGCUUAACCGCGGCCCAAAACUGUCACUUGGUUCUCUUGCAGACCUAUAA
This is a messenger RNA of Phycomyces blakesleeanus NRRL 1555(-), 861 nucleotides long. RefSeq lists its product as hypothetical. The record is from RefSeq and is a predicted model, not a curated record. The transcript is spliced from 3 exons. The coding region runs from base 1 to 861 and encodes 286 amino acids. NCBI's taxonomy places the organism in Eukaryota, Fungi, Mucoromycota, Mucoromycetes, Mucorales, Phycomycetaceae.